CUAUAGUUUUUGUACUUGUCCUGGCUUUGGCAUCAGCAAUGAGACUUCAGACUAGGCAGGAGCCGUCAUGUAGAAGUGGAGGAGAUGAUUUUGGAUAUAGAGAGAUGUGUGAAUAUUCUAAUGGUUUUAUCACUUUUUAUUCUUGGAACUUAGAUCCUUAUGGAGAAUCUUGGGAUAGAGCUUGUACUGUAGAAAAUGAGCAAGAAUGCUGCAUGUAUUGCUCCCAACCUUCAGGAAGCACUACCGCAGUUUGCGAUACUUCAGAAGGAUGCACAAGAAUCAAUGAGAGAACUGAUCUGACCACCAUGCCUACCGAUAUCUUCAUCGAUGCAUAGAGUCACUUAAUGAUUAAAUUCUUGGAUAAGAUUUUU
Messenger RNA from Moneuplotes crassus, 371 nucleotides. The record is from the annotation of a GenBank genome assembly. NCBI's taxonomy places the organism in Eukaryota, Ciliophora, Spirotrichea, Euplotida, Euplotidae.